Molecule: messenger RNA, 2054 nt
Organism: Eucalyptus grandis
Lineage: Eukaryota; Viridiplantae; Streptophyta; Magnoliopsida; Myrtales; Myrtaceae
Product: putative laccase-9
Exons: 7
Coding region: 59-1858 (599 amino acids)
Biological process (GO): lignin catabolic process
Cellular component (GO): apoplast
Molecular function (GO): copper ion binding; hydroquinone:oxygen oxidoreductase activity
Source: RefSeq, a predicted model, not a curated record
ACCCGCGAAAACGAAAGACACAGUGUGAAGAGAAGAACCGAUCGGUCGUUGAACGAUCAUGAGCAUGGCCACAUCAUCGUCCAAUUCCUCCAACAUUUUCCUCGCUGCGGUCUUACUAGUCUUCGGAAAUGUCGUCCUCGGAGCUCAAGCUAGUAACGUCCAUUACUACGACUUCGUGCUGAGAGAAAUCAACGUCACAAGAAAUUGUACAACCACGACAAUUUUAGUGGUGAACGAUAGUCUUCCUGGGCCAACCAUUCGCGCUCGAAAGGGCGAUCUUGUUUACGUGAAGGUUCACAAUCAAGGACUGUACGGGGUCACUCUUCAUUGGCACGGAGUGAAGCAACCACGAAAUCCAUGGUCAGAUGGUCCGGAGUAUAUUACUCAAUGCGCUAUUCCACCAGGAACAAAUUUCACUUAUGAAGUGAAUUUAACUGACGAAGAAGGAACUGUUUGGUGGCAUGCCCACAGUGAGUGGACUAGAUCCACCGUACAUGGUGCUAUUGUUGUUCUACCACGUGAAGGAUCCAACUUUCCCUUCGCUAAGCCAGAAGGAGAACAUUUAAUCGUGCUAGGUUCUUGGUAUAAUGAAGGAACUUCUCUAAAUAAAGCUUUAGAGAUGGAACUGUCUAUAGGCAGUCCUAACGUUCCUCGUGCAACUGGUUACCUGAUCAAUGGACAAUUUGGAGAUUUUGUUCCAUGCUCCAAUGAUACCACGCCUCAUUUUUUUGUUGAUUAUGGCAAGACCUAUCUCUUUCGUAUAGUCAAUGCAGUGGUCGGUUCAGAAAUGUUCGUUUCCAUCGCUGAUCACAACAUGAUGCUAGUCGGAAUGGAUGGAGCAUACACGAAACCAAUAGUUGUUUCGUAUCUAAUGAUAGAACCUGGACAAACUAUGGAUGUAUUAGUUACAGCAAAUCAAUCUCCAGGAAGGUAUUACAUGGCUGCUCAACGGUUUUCAAGUGAAGACAUGGAUUUCACCAAAUUUGCCCAUGUCGUUGCUACGACAAUCAUCCAAUAUGAAGGGAAUUUCAGUCUGACGUCACCACCAAGUUACCCAAAUGACACGCUGCCAUUUUAUCAUGACUAUAGUGCCGCGGCGAGUUUCACACAACAACUGAGAGGUUUAGCAUCUGAAGAACAUCCCGUGGACGUCCCUCACAACGUGACGACAAGGAUGUUCAUCACAGCUUCCAUGAAUGACGUGGCAUGCCCAAAUGAUUCGUGUUAUUUCGGCGAUACCAAAAUUGCCACAACCCUAAAUAACAUAAGUUGGGAGGACCCAUCCGUGGAUGUGCUACAAGCUUAUUACAGAAACAUCAGCGGAGUAUACACCACGGAUUUUCCCGAUCUUCCUCCGGUUUUGUAUAAUUUCACGGGAGAUGAUUUGUCGACCAGUCUUGCUGAGGCUGCUGCGGGGACAUCCGUGAAAGUUCUGAACUACAACGAAACUGUGGAGAUAGUUUUUCAAGGGACUAAUCUGUUGGAGGGAUCAGAAAAUCAUCCAAUGCAUAUGCAUGGAUAUAGCUUUUAUGUCGUUGGGGUCGGUUUAGGAAAUUUCAACAACGAGACUGAUCCUGAAAAGUACAAUUUGGUCGAUCCGCCUAAAGUCAAUACAUUUGGAGUUCCUAAAAGAGGAUGGGUGGCUAUUAGAUUCAGGGCAAGCAAUCCAGGUGUAUGGUAUUGGCAUUGUCAUAUAGACCGACAUAUGAGUUGGGGAAUGAACACUGCUUUUAUAGUGAAAAAUGGGGAUACGGAAGAGACAAGUAUGAGGCCACCUCCUUCCUAUAUGCCUCCUUGCAUUGCCUCCAAGGACAAAUCAUAUGGUGAAAUAUCUCAAACUUUAAAAAGCGACAUGUAAUUACUAUGAUUAGGUAGAAUCAUUUGGCCAUUGGAAGUCACUAGGCACGAGGUAAUUAGUCAAUGUUCGUGCUCCACAUGAAUUCUUGCUUUCAUUGGUGCCGUGAAAUUGAGUAAAUUGAAUUGAAUAAAUUACUGCGCUAUUUAUGUGGAUCUUCCAUGUACAAAAUUAGUUGGAAUUGGACAAUGUUCUGAAA